This is a messenger RNA of Ctenopharyngodon idella (grass carp), 2947 nucleotides long. It is a transcript of the gene asb7, whose product is annotated as ankyrin repeat and SOCS box containing 7. The transcript is spliced from 5 exons. Bases 114 to 1160 code for a protein of 348 amino acids. Gene Ontology annotation, biological process: intracellular signal transduction. Gene Ontology annotation, molecular function: protein binding. The record is from RefSeq and is a predicted model, not a curated record. Lineage: Eukaryota; Metazoa; Chordata; Actinopteri; Cypriniformes; Xenocyprididae.
UUUGACAGCUCGAAUCUGAUUGGUUGUUGCGGUUUGAAGCCUUGGAGAUGAUGUUCAUGGCUACCUGACUGUAUUUGUUCUCUAAUGGAGAUCUGAAGUGGAUAUGAAUAUGGAUGCAGAACACAAAGGCUGUUUUAGAUCUACAAGACAUUAAUGAACGGGACACAGGAGCGUCUGACGCCCGUACUGCGAGAUGUGACAGGAUGCUGAACCAUCACUGCAGAAGGAACCCAGAGUUGCAGGAGGAGCUGCAGAUCCAGGCGGCAGUGGCGGCCGGCGAUGUCUACACGGUCCGCAAGAUGCUGGAGCAGGGCUACUCGCCCAAGAUCAGAGAUGCCAACGGCUGGACGCUGCUGCACUUCUCUGCGGCCAAGGGCAAGGAGCGCUGCGUGCGCGUGUUCCUCGAACACGGAGCGGAUCCCACAGUGAAGGAUUUCAUCGGAGGCUUUACAGCUCUGCAUUAUGCUGCCAUGCACGGCCGUGCCCGCAUCGCCCGCCUCAUGCUGGAGUCAGAGUAUCGCAGCGACAUCAUCAACGCCAAGAGCAACGACGGCUGGACCCCUUUGCAUGUGGCGGCCCACUACGGCCGCGACUCCUUCGUGCGUCUCCUCUUAGAGUUCAAAGCCGAGGUGGACCCGCUUAGUGACAAAGGCACGACGCCGCUUCAGCUGGCGAUUAUCCGCGAGCGUUCCAGCUGCGUUCGCAUUCUGCUCGAUCACAACGCCAACAUAGACAUUCAGAACGGCUUCUUGUUGCGCUACGCUGUCAUUAAGGGCAACCACUCGUACUGUCGCAUGUUCCUGCAGCGGGGAGCGGACACUAACCUGGGCCGGCUGGAGGACGGACAGACGCCGCUGCACCUGUCGGCCCUCAGAGACGAUGUGCUGUGUGCUCAGAUGCUGUACACGUACGGAGCCGAUACGAACACGCGGAACUACGAGGGCCAGACCCCCGUGGCCGUUUCCGUCAGCAUGUCUGGCAUCAGUCGACCCUGUCUGGAUUUCCUGCAGGAGGUCACAAGGCAACCCAGGACUUUGCAGGAUCUGUGCAGGAUAAAGAUCCGGCAGUGCAUCGGCCUGCAGAGCCUAAAGUUUCUGGAAGAUCUGCCCAUUGCCAAGGUCAUGAAGGACUACCUAAAACACAAGUUUGACAAUGUUUGACGGAAGCCGACAAACUCAUUUCUGUAGGUUCCCUUAAGACUCUAUGCAAACUCUCUUUUUUCAUUUCUACUCAAAACCUCUGGGAGCAGGUGCAGCGUUUUGUACAAGCGGAGUGAAAAAGCCUCUUUACGGAGUAACGACUGUGGAUCGGGGAGCACUGAAAUGGCCAUGUUGAUUUGUUCGUAGAAGGUGUCGUUUCAUGCAUGCCUGGAGAAAUUCCUGACCCGUGAGAAAAGAAAAAUGCGGAUGUUUGUACCAAAUAUCUUUUUUGUUCUUAAAUCAACAAGGCCUUUGUAAGUAUAUGACAUUUUCUAUUUUCUAAAUUCUCAGACAAAGAAAAAGAUAAAAACCCUUUUAAACUAUCGAGACAAAUUGGCAAAUGUUCAGGUCGCCCUCACAAUUUUGUAUGCAUGUGCUAUUGUCCUUUUUGCUCUGGAGAAACCACAGUUCUUUGGUCCGUUAAGUUAUUAAACCUCUGUUGAGAAUCCAAUUUGUUCGUAUUAAACAACAAAAUCAUACCAAAAAACCCACAAGCUCUCCGUACAUUUCAGUUUUUUUAAAGAAUGCCUCAUUUAAUUUAAUUUAAAAAAUUUUUAUUUACAUGUUAAUUAAGAUUCAGUAUCAGAGGUUCUUGGCUUGAGUUUUCAUUAAAAGGUAAAGAAAAAGUUCUAGUCACGAGAGGUCUAUAGGUGAACGUAUAUAUACAAGCAUAAAUCAUUAACAAACUUUAUGUAAAUAAUUGUCAUAUGUACAGCAGAUAUUUUUAGACUAUUUAAGCCACAAGCUUGUGUUAUCAAAGUGUUUUGGGGGUUUUGUUGAGUGGUUUUGUGCUUUUCAUGUGACUUGUCAAGGGCUUUCAUGUGGGAACGUGAAAAUUAAACGGAAAAUUAGAAUCGAUUACAGCUAUAAGUAAUGCUUAAUUUUAAUUGGCCAUAAUUUCUUUAAGAUUUAUUUUUAUGCACAUGAAAAAUCACUUAAAUCUUUGCAAUCAGUAACUUAAUAUUUCAUUUUGUUUUUUAAUGAUUUGAAAUGCACUUAAAGUACAUAUAAACAUUUGUCAAACCCGCUUGUAAGGUCUGCAUAGCAUUAAGUUCGUUCAGUUCAUUUGACACUUCUUCAAGCAAGCGUUCAGUUUGUUUCAUACAUUUAUUUAUUUAUUUUUUUUUAUUUUUUUUCCCCUUUAAAAUCUCAAUCAGUGCAAGACAGUUUUGUGGGAGAUACUUGUGUGAUCACUCUUUAAAUGUCAGGACUCUAAACAGACUCUCAUUUACUGUUACUCAAAACUAUUUUAUCCAAACCUUUUGUAACACUAGCUGCCUUUACUUGCAGUACAGCUACAGCAUUUCAUCAUGAACUCAAUUCAAGAGCAUUAAAGUUACCUGCCACAAAAUUUAAAUGAUCUCUUUUUUUUGUUGCAUUUAGGUUCAGUUUAGUGUGUUUUGGGCGUUUGUUGGGACCGAAACCGUCUCUGGAUGACUGCUUGUUACCAUAAUGUAUUGAACUUCAGAACAAAGUUUGGAGGACUGAUUUGAGAGCGAGGGAAUGUUAUAUGGGAAUUUAUUAAGCGGAAGUCUUCCACAACUUCAACUACUGAAUGUAUAUAAUCUGCUGUUUGCGAGUUUCACUUGUACAUUUGUGUGAAUAAAUGGAUCUCAUAAUGUCCCCAUUUGUUAUUUUUCGAAGUCUUAUUGCUGUACUUUGAAGCAGUAAUUGUGCCGUGUUCAUCGAUUUGCAUCCAUUUUUCUAGUUUGAUGACUUUCUAAUAAAAUAUCUGCUAAAUAUGCUGA